GGGGGUGGGGUGCGCAGGCGGGAGGAGCGCCAGUAGCCUCUUUGUUUCUGACGGCGUGUGGUGGGCGCACAUACUACAAUAGUCCGAAUGGGUGGUUUUGGGUGGCUUUCAUCGUCAACGAUAGCUGAGGGAUGUGGUGAUAUUUCAAGCGUUCGUACAAACUCUUAUGAAGGACUGAGGAAAAGUGUGGAGAUCGAUUUAACGAGGACUGAGACGGCGGUUCUUCUCGAAACACGAUGAGCUGGAGCUUUCUUACGCGGCUGUUGGAUGAAAUCUCCAACCACUCCACCUUCGUGGGCAAGAUCUGGCUCACAUUAUUUAUCAUCUUCCGCAUUGUGUUGACAGUUGUGGGGGGAGAAUCGAUAUACUACGAUGAACAGAGCAAAUUUUCGUGUAACACCCAGCAACCUGGUUGCGAAAAUGUCUGCUAUGAUGCAUUUGCACCACUCUCUCAUGUAAGGUUUUGGGUUUUUCAGAUAAUUUUGAUCACGACCCCCACUAUUAUGUACCUGGGCUUUGCUAUGCACAAGAUCGCUCGCAUGAAUGAUGAUGAGUACAAGCUGAGUAACAGGAAACGCAUGCCCAUGAUUAAACGUGGAGCCAAGCGUGAUUAUGAGGAGGCUGAGGACAACGGUGAGGAAGAUCCCAUGAUGAUGGAGGAGAUCCUGCCCGAGAAAGAGAAAGCUCCUGAGAAGCCCGCCCCUAAACACGACGGUCGGCGGAGGAUAAAACGGGAUGGGCUCAUGAAGGUGUACAUCCUUCAGCUUCUAUCUCGGGUUGCUUUCGAGGUGGGCUUCCUCUUCGGCCAGUAUAUCCUGUAUGGUUUCGAGGUCGCCCCCUCGUACGUGUGCACUCGGAGCCCCUGCCCACACACGGUGGACUGUUUUGUGUCACGUCCCACGGAGAAAACGAUCUUCCUGCUGAUCAUGUAUGCCGUGAGCAGUCUCUGCUUGUCUCUCACGGUGCUGGAGAUUCUUCAUUUGGGCCUCAGUGGAAUCCGUGAUGUUUUUCGGCGACGCGUGCGCCACCAUAGCGUUCCACGCCCCCGUGGCGCCAUAUGCAGACAGGUGCCCACAGCCCCACCAGGGUACCACACUGCACUGAAAAAAGACAAGCUGUCCAUGGGAUUGAAACCAGAGUAUAACUUGGACUCGGGUCGGGAGUCUUUUGGUGAUGAGUCUUCAUCGCGAGAUAUUGACCGCCUGCGUAGACACCUAAAACUGGCCCAGCAGCAUCUGGAUAUGGUCUAUCAGAAUGGGGAGAGCAAUCCUUCACGCAGCAACAGCCCAGAGUCCAACGGCACUGCUGUUGAGCAGAACAGACUCAACUUCGCUCAGGAGAAGCAGGAUAGCACAUGUGAAAAAGGGAUCCGUGCUUGAUUGAGACUAAUAGACUAUCAUCUGCUUUCCAGUGCAACAAAGCGCCUCACCUGUGGUUGGCAUUGCUCAUCUUGAUAUGCAGAAAGUGUCUGUAUGUGCGUGUUGUGUAUUUUAUGUUUGGCUGCUGAACAUUGUAUGAACCGAGUGGAGCAUGUGUGUCCUUGCGCACACUGGUGAAUCUGUAAGAAUAUGUCGUGCAGUAUUAUGGCAAGUGAAUGCUAAGUUAAAAUCUCAGAAAGCAACAUCUCACCAGCCAGUUAUACUUGACAUCAGCCAGUCUGCCUGAUACUCCAAAGUGCCCAAAAGCUAGUUAGGAAGAUGGUUGUUAUACUCCUCAGUCAUUAGGCGACUGUGCAAUGUCUCUCAUUUCUUGUCAUCUCUUUUUUUUUUCAUAGGGAAAAUAAAUUGUGGUUCUUUCAUUUGUUUACCACACUUCUUAUGAAGUGCCAAGGGUUGCAUCUCAAAAAUGCCUUAAACUGGAGUUUACAUAUCUUUGCCAUUCCAAAAUGAGAUGGACGAGCCAGAGUAAAACCACAUCAGAAGUGUAGUUUAGUGUGUUUAGAACAGUUCUGUGUUUUGAGUAGUGGACCACAAUUAGUGUAUGUUUGUAAUGAACAAAAUGGAAACCUGGAAAAUGCUUGAAUACUUGUGAAUCAAUUAUUGAUCUACAAAGAAGCUUUUGAUAUUCUAUUUGCAUUUUGGGUACUUAACCUGUAUAUGAGAAGUAUUUUGGUUACUAUGCCAAACUUAUUUUGAAGAAGCUUUUCUGUAGGCUACCAUUUCAGUCUUAUGUGUUUGCUUUUUGUUUACUUCUGUUAUAUUCUGAGGCUUUAAACAAGUUUGGAUUUCGUUUCAUUUGACCAACUGUUAGAAAGGCAAACUCAGCUUUUCAGAGAAUGUCUUAACACGAUUGAAAGCACUAAUUAAAAAAAUGCAUUUAAUUUGUUUUUCCCCCUUUUUUUAUAGUUUCUUUUCAGGUUGGUGUAUCAUUUAGCCUCCUUUAUGCAAAUGCAAAUCAUAAGUUGGUCCAAAUGCAGUUUACAUUGAAUAGCAAUAAGGUCUCAGAAUUUGAAAGCCAUAGAGCCUAAUGUUUUAUACAUGGUACCAAUGCAAUAUGUCGUCUUGACACUGUUUAAUUCACCCAUGUUUGUUAACAGCCAGGUUUUCCAUCUUUUGAUACAUUUCUCCAGGAUCAUCUCAAUUUUUUUUAUAUUUUCUAAUGCUUUUUGUAAGGUUUUGUAAAGUAUUUUGUAAUCUUAAAAUAAACCUUUGGUUUAAAAAAA
Messenger RNA from Sinocyclocheilus grahami, 2662 nucleotides. It is a transcript of the gene gjc4b, whose product is annotated as gap junction protein gamma 4b. The transcript is spliced from 3 exons. Bases 237 to 1379 code for a protein of 380 amino acids. Gene Ontology annotation, molecular function: gap junction channel activity. Gene Ontology annotation, cellular component: connexin complex. The record is from RefSeq and is a predicted model, not a curated record. NCBI's taxonomy places the organism in Eukaryota, Metazoa, Chordata, Actinopteri, Cypriniformes, Cyprinidae. Gene Ontology annotation, biological process: cell-cell signaling.